AUGUCAUAUAAGAAUUGUGAAAGAGUCCACAUUUAUAUAGUAGUGAAAGAGUCCACAUGGUGUGUUCCUACCUUGCUGGAUUUAGGAUUUAGUUUUAGUUUCGUGGAAAAGUUCAAAGAGUCGUUUUCGCAUGGCCUAUUGAAAGACUUUGAUUGCCAAAAAGCAAAGUUUAGUGUUUUGAGUGCCCUGCUUCUCUACUUGGAUAUGAAUGAUGAGCUAAAUUGA
This is a messenger RNA of Arabidopsis thaliana (thale cress), 225 nucleotides long. RefSeq lists its product as uncharacterized. The record is from RefSeq and is marked reviewed. The coding region runs from base 1 to 225 and encodes 74 amino acids. The transcript has 3 exons. Lineage: Eukaryota; Viridiplantae; Streptophyta; Magnoliopsida; Brassicales; Brassicaceae.